Messenger RNA from Carassius auratus (goldfish), 787 nucleotides. Its product is annotated as monocyte chemotactic protein 1B-like. The record is from RefSeq and is a predicted model, not a curated record. Lineage: Eukaryota; Metazoa; Chordata; Actinopteri; Cypriniformes; Cyprinidae. Gene Ontology annotation, molecular function: chemokine activity. Gene Ontology annotation, biological process: immune response. The transcript is spliced from 4 exons. Gene Ontology annotation, cellular component: extracellular region. Bases 211 to 495 code for a protein of 94 amino acids.
UGGCAAGAUCAUAUAGGAUGAAAAUAAAUGAGUGAUUUAUGCACCAGCUUUAUAGACGAGAAGAGCUCUGACAGAGCGGACGCAAUUCUCCUGCUUCUUCAUAUUCUCCUGUUAUUACACUUAUAGAUGUACUUCAUAAAAUAAGAAAGCUUGACGCACUACAGAACUUCUACAGAUUCUUUCUGUCAGUGUGAAGAAACAUCUUGAAGAAUGAGAAGCCUGAUGUGUUUGCUGUUUCUGGUGAUCUUCUGCUCUGUGCAGAUGACUUCAAGCUCAACCUCUUCAAUUGAUUUGGAAAACACAAAGUGUUGUGGAGAGUUCAGUAAAGUGAAGAUUCCUGUGAAUAAGGUGGUGUCUUACUCCAAGACCAGCAGCAUUUGUGGCAGACGCGCUAUUGUGUUUCAGACAAUUGCAGGGAAAGAGUUCUGUGUUGAUCCAGAGACCCCCUGGGUGAAGAGUCAUAUUGAUAAAGUGGACAAAAGAACAACAGUCUAAAAGAAGCAACACUCUUUCUAUUUAAACUGUUAAUUUCAUAUGUAAACCUUGUGUUAUUUCCAAAUUGUAUAUAAAAAAAUAUAUUGACAGAAUAAUUUAUGUGAUUGGGCUCAGUUUUUUAAUAAAAUAUAAAUUAUGAUCAUAAUGUGGCAACGUUUUUAUUCUCUAUUGCAUACAGAUAUAAUAAAUUGUAUUAAAAAUCACAAAGAAACAAAGCAUUUGUUUUAUAUAUCUCAGUCACACUAUAUGAAUUCUAUUAAAAAAAGGUGAAAUAUUGUUUUCAUCUGAAAAU